AUGGAAAAGUACAGGGUGUUCGCAGACGAGCGGACCGGCUGUAACCCCUUUGUCCCCACUUACUACAGUCAGCACCAGCUUGGAGCCACUUUCUCAGGCUCUCCUUUCCUCGCCGAUUGCACUGCUUCUGGCAGGCUUGCUGCUGGUUCUCCUGGCCCCAUUGCGGCCGCUACCCUUUCUGCAGUGGAGGCUGCAGCGAGCGCUGCUGCAGUUGCCACUCCGACUCACUGCCGCCGCUUGAAGAUUCUUCCUCGCAAGCUCCGGCCUGCUGCUCCGUUUGCUUCUUUUCUAGCACUUCCUCCCCAAACGGCGAGGCAGCCGGCUGCCUUUACAGGAUUGAGUGCCUCUAGAGGUCCUUCCCCAGCGUCUCUCUGUUUGUCGUCUUUCACGUCGUUCGUUGAGCCUCUGUACCUACAGAUGCGACUGAACCCGAUUUUUGUGGGGAUUCACGCGGACGGCUCGCUCUCCAUACUGUCCUUCUGGGGGAUUCUCAAAUACGCGUUCUCCUUCGAGCUGGCAGCAGGCUGCGGACAGUUUCCGUCCCUCUCAGCUCUGCUGCUAUCGCUGGAGGGCAGGAACGCCGGCAAGAAGUUUAUUCCUCCCAUCGUGGUGUUCCCUGAGGGGCAGAAGAGCAACGGCAGCUGCUUGUUACUCUGGAAUUCGAAGGGGCUAGACGCCGCAGCGUUGAAUAGGCUCCGGGGACGGGUUACCCUGCUAGGGUUUGUGUACAGCCCAGAGGCAGUGCAUUCAGCCCGCAAAGGAUCGGCAGAACCUGUGUAUACUGCUCCCCACACGGUGAACAGUCCCCUCCGCCACUUGCUACUCUUGCUGGUGCAGCUUCGUCAGUGCAUGCGCUGCAUUUGGGUGCCCCCCGAGGAUGUGCUGACCUGUCAGCAGCAGCAGCAGGAGCGGCAGCAGCAGCAGCUCCUGCCGCUGCAACAUCAGCUGCAGCCAGUGCCUGAACAGCAGCAAGGAGAGCUGGAGUCUCUCCGCUGCAUCUUGCUGCGCGCAGUGCCUGGUUUAGUGGCAGUCAACAAGCGAGGCCAAGACCUUAAGGCCUUUAACGAGUACUGGAACCAGCAGCAACUGCACAGAGGCCGAGUCAAGCGAGCAUGA
This is a messenger RNA of Cyclospora cayetanensis, 1116 nucleotides long. RefSeq lists its product as uncharacterized. The record is from RefSeq and is a predicted model, not a curated record. The transcript has 5 exons. Lineage: Eukaryota; Apicomplexa; Conoidasida; Eucoccidiorida; Eimeriidae. Bases 1 to 1116 code for a protein of 371 amino acids.